This is a messenger RNA of Cucurbitaria berberidis CBS 394.84, 873 nucleotides long. RefSeq names its product NAD(P)-binding protein. Gene Ontology annotation, biological process: triglyceride catabolic process; phosphatidic acid biosynthetic process. The coding region runs from base 1 to 873 and encodes 290 amino acids. Gene Ontology annotation, cellular component: endoplasmic reticulum; lipid droplet. The transcript is spliced from 3 exons. The record is from RefSeq and is a predicted model, not a curated record. Gene Ontology annotation, molecular function: acylglycerone-phosphate reductase (NADP+) activity; triacylglycerol lipase activity. Lineage: Eukaryota; Fungi; Ascomycota; Dothideomycetes; Pleosporales; Cucurbitariaceae.
AUGGCUAAUACCGAAAGGACAAGAUACGCGCUGAUCACUGGCUGUACGCCCGGUGGCAUUGGCCAUUUCCUGGCUCUCGAAUUCGCUGCAAAAGGCUUUCAAGUACUCGGAACCGUCCGCAACCCUUCGAAGUACGAUUCGCCCCACGCAAACAUUACAUACCUCCCUCUCGAGCUCACGAGUAACGACUCCAUACGCGAACUCCGCAAGCGUGUCACCGAGAUCACAAACGGGAAGCUUGAUAUUCUAUACAAUAAUGCUGGGCGCAACUAUGUUGUUCCAGCGCUCGACUACGAAGAGGACGAGCUGCGCGAGCUGUUCCAAGCGAAUGUCUUCGCCGUCAUGAGGAUGUGCAAAGAGUUCGCGCCGUUGUUGAUCGAAGCAAGAGGCACAAUCGUACAAACUGGAUCGCUAGCAGGCUUAAUGCCGUAUGUUUGGGGCGGGCCAUAUAACGCGUCCAAAGCAGCACUUCACGCGUAUUCAGACACACUGCGUGUCGAACUCGCACCGCUCGGCGUCCGCGUCAUAAACAUCGUAACGGGGGGUGUCAUGUCUAACAUCGCAAGGACACACCGUGUUUUGCCGCCAGACUCGUACAUGCAGCCUCUUGCGGAUGACUACGAGAGGAGGUUGACCCAUAGCCAGCAGCUGGGAAUGGAUACCCAACAGUAUGCCAGGAGCUGCGUGAGGCAGGUUCUUGGUGGUGAUGGCUGGUUCACCAAGCAGAGGUGGAUAUGGGAAGGGAAGAUGAGCUGGAUCGUAUGGUUUGCCUGGACGUAUCUUCCGGUCAGCGUCUUGGACAGAUACUUCACUUCAAAGUUCAGGUUGAACAAGUUGAGGGGUACCGUGGGUCCAGACAAGAAGAGUAGGUGA